Molecule: messenger RNA, 245 nt
Organism: Racocetra persica
Lineage: Eukaryota; Fungi; Glomeromycota; Glomeromycetes; Diversisporales; Gigasporaceae
Source: the annotation of a GenBank genome assembly
UAAAAAUGGCAGGAAAAUUAAAAAUGAAUUCAGUGACGUUUGGUGAUAUAUUGGCCAAAGAUGUGAAGACAAUAGACGAGGCCCAAAGCAGUCUUGGUAUUAAUUUAGAUCGAUUAAAAAAGGAAGGGGCCAGAUUGGGAGCGUAUGCUGCACAAUCCGGCAAAACUACAUGGCUGGUGUGGGGAGUUGUAGUAUUUGUUUGUAUUACAUUCAUUUUAAUGUUUAUGUUAAUUCGCAUCUCGUAA